AUGGCCAGAAAGAAAUCUGCUGCUAAAAAGGCUAAAGAAGCCGAACUCAAACUCAAAGAACAAGGAAUAGAGGUUGAAGUUAAAGAGGAACCUAAGAAGAAAGAACAAAAAAUACAAGAAAGUGAAAGUGAAAGUGAAAGUGAGGAAAGUGAAGAUGAAGAUGAAUAUGGAGAUUUAGUCACUGAAAACAUUGAUAAAGGUAUUAGUAAAGUAUUAGAAGCUAUUAAGACCGACCCUUCUAAAUUACUUGACAAAGAUACCAAGUUCUAUGAUGAAGAUGAAGAAAUUGUCACUGAUAAAAAGGAAAAACCAAUGUAUUUAAAAGAUUAUCAUAGAAUGAAUUUAUUAUCAGGAGGAUAUAAAGAUGAUGAAUACGAUAAUGAAUAUGGAACUGUUGAUGGAGAAAAACCAUUUGUAGUCACUGAAAGAGAAGAAAGAAACCAACUUUUAUCCGAUAUUAAAAGUGCUUUCAAUGAUGAUGAUAGUGAAGAAGAUGAUGAUUUCUUGAAAAAGAAAGAAACUGAUGACAUGCCUGUUGAUGAACCAACCACUUUACCUGAUCCAGCUAAUGAAGGUGAUUUCUUACAAAGUUUCCUCGAUAAAAAAGCUUGGAUUCCAACCAAAAAUGAUAAAGUUAUAAAUCUUGAUAGAAAAGGUGAAGAUGAUGAUGAAUUUGAUGAAGCAGCUGAAAAAUUUGAAAAUGCUUAUAAUUUCCGUUAUGAAGAAGAUAAUGCUGCUGAAAUUAUUUCUUAUGCACGUAAUCAAGCCACCUUGAGAAGAGAUAAAACCAAUUCAAGGAAAAGACAAAGAGAAAGACAACACGAAGAAAAAUUGAACGAAAUGAAAGUCAAAGAAGAGAAAGUAAGAAAGAUCGAAACCGCCAAAGUCAAUAAAGUUACUGACAGAUUACACAAAAUCAAAAGUGAAAUCGGUGGUGAUAUUAAAGAAGAAGUCAUUGAAAAAGUUUUUGGAGAUUCUUUAUUAAAUGAUGAUUUUGAUGAUGCUGAUUGGGAUAAUAAAAUGGCAGAAAUUUUCAAUGAACAAUACUAUGGAGAAGAAAUCUCUAAACCUGAGUUCAGUGAUAUGGAUUUAUCAGACAUUGAAGAUGAAGAAAAACCAAAGAAAUCCAAAAAAGAUAAAUUGAAAGAAAAGAAAGAAUCAAAGAAAUCAAAGAAAUCAGUUAAAGAAAAAGCACAAGCUAUCGUUGAAGCUAACAAAACCAAGAUUCUUGAAGAAAUAGAGGAAGAAGAAGAAAGAGGAAGAAGUAAAGAUGAUGAUAUCAAAUUCAAAUACCGUGAAGUGUCACCUGAAAGUUAUGGAUUAACUACCAGAGAUAUCUUCAUGGCUGAUGAUAAACAAUUAAAUAGUUAUAUUGGUAUCAAGAAGUUUGCUCCUUAUAGACCACAAGAAAUGAGAGUUAAAGAUAGAAGAAAGUAUAAGAAGAAGAGAUUAGUCACUGAAUGGAGAAAAGAAGUAUUUAAAGAUCAAAAGAUCAAAGAUGAUGAUGGAGAAUCAAUUUGGGUUCCGGUUGAAGAGAAAAAAGACAAGAAAGUUAAGCAUAAGAAGGAUAAGAAGGAUAAAAAAGACAAGAAAGACAAGAAAGAGAAACAUUAA
Messenger RNA from Yamadazyma jaroonii, 1614 nucleotides. NCBI's taxonomy places the organism in Eukaryota, Fungi, Ascomycota, Pichiomycetes, Serinales, Debaryomycetaceae. The record is from the annotation of a GenBank genome assembly.